This is a messenger RNA of Lasiosphaeria miniovina, 5453 nucleotides long. RefSeq lists its product as uncharacterized. Gene Ontology annotation, molecular function: ATP binding; ATP hydrolysis activity; ABC-type transporter activity. NCBI's taxonomy places the organism in Eukaryota, Fungi, Ascomycota, Sordariomycetes, Sordariales, Lasiosphaeriaceae. Gene Ontology annotation, biological process: transmembrane transport. Gene Ontology annotation, cellular component: membrane. The record is from RefSeq and is a predicted model, not a curated record. The coding region runs from base 403 to 5157 and encodes 1584 amino acids. The transcript has 3 exons.
AUUUUAUUUUAUUUUAUUUUAUUUUAUUUUAUUUCUUUCAAUAUUUUCUCUCUCUUUUACUUCCACCUCUUCUCCUUCUCCCUCUCCCCUCCACUCUCUGCAUUUUCAUUUUAUGCUAGGAAAUAUAUUUGGGAUCCUUCCCUGUCCAAUUUCCUUUUCCGAACUGCAGAUUGCAAGAGGUUUCUCUUCUCCGAGCCUCUUUGUGCCUGCAUCAUCUACAUCUUAUUACCCCGCCCCCUCACUUGAUGUCCCGUUGAUAGGGAACACGCGUAUUAUUUACCACGUUUCCCGGAUCAGUAGAACGGGUAAAGGCCCCCCGCGGCCGAGAUCGGGGGACCACCCUCAAACCCGUCUCCGUCUUGAUCUUUUCUUUUUCACUUUCCCCUCUUAUUCCACCACAGGAUGGCUCACCAAAUAAAUCUGGCGAGCCAUUCCUUUAGCGGCCAAUCCCUAUCGUCGGAAUGGCCGUUGCUAGUGGAGAGCCCGAGUUUCUGGCCAUGCUACAGCUGUUGCAAGAACUUUUGGAUCCCCACAACGGGAACCUUUGGGACUGACUGCCUUGGGGUCAUCGGCCACAUCCCGCUGUGGAUCUCGGUCCUCGUGGUUCUGCUACGCUACGGACUUGGCCCGGUGUGGAGGUUCCGCCCUCAGUGGCUACGCAGGCUCGGUUCCGAAGAGGCCGAGGCCGCCUCAGCCUUGGGCCGGGCCGGCGAUGAAGAAGUCGCAGCCUCGGCUAGGCAGAGGCCCUGGACGGCAUGGACCGUCUCCGUCCUGCUGUUGACCAUUCUCGCCGCAGCCUGUGGCGUUGCCGGAGCUCUGAUUUGGCCACGGCACCGACUGCAGUACAUGGUGCCUGUCAUCCCAAACAUCAUAUCAAGUCUUGUUCUUGUCAUGGAACGACCUAGAGUCAUUCCUGGGGCGGUGUUUGUCAUACAAGCCGCCCUCAUUGUCGCUGAGCUGGCCGUAGCUGUCUCUGCCCCGAUAGCUACCGGAAGCGGCUGGGAGGGAGUGGUCGGCUGGACGGGCGCCAUCGGGCUCCCCUUGGCAUCCCUUGCCAUCAUGGUCAAUAUGCCUAUGAGGGAUCCUUUACUGGAUACCACGGGGAUAGCUAAGCCAUUUGAGAAGCCCACGGCGUCCGCCCGGAGUCCCGAAGACGUUAUCACCUUGUGGCAGUGGAUGACUAUCUCUUGGGUGGCCCCGCUAAUUGCCAUCGGCUACAAGCGGCAGCUGCACGAUGAGGACGUCUGGUUCCUUGCUUACGAGUUCCAGCACAGCCGACUCCACCGACUCUUCCGUGAUAUCCCAGGCACGGUGCUAGCGCGGCUGUUCCAGGCCGCUGGCCUUGAUCUUCUUCUUACUACCGGCCUUGGCGUGCUCGAGACUUCGAUCCAGUUGGCUGAACCUAUCCUGCUCAAGCAACUCCUCAAGGCGCUAUCUUCCGAGACGCCAGAUACCAGGACAGCGCUUGUAUACGCCGGAAUCACUCUCUUCCUUCGAUUGGUCAUGGCCCAAUCCGGUAUCUUCAAUCUAGGUUACUGCCGCCGUGGUUAUGAGAAGACUAGGGGUGCGAUGAUCACAAUGGUGUAUGAGAAGACUCUGCGUCGGAAGGCCUUCACUUUCCCCAACACCCAGACAGUCCCUGGAACUAUCGAGGCGGCAGCACCAGAAGAGCAAGAAAUUCCGCCAUCUGGGGGCACCUCAACCGCGACCACCCUCACUGACGACGAGUCGUCGUCAGACACCGAUGGCCUCCUCGGCCAGAGCAAGAAGCCGCGCGAAAGAGGAUCAUGGCUCCCGGAUUGGGUUUGGCAGGCAGUCCAGAUGGUCAAGUCGCUGAACGUGAAGGUGGGCCCAGCGGCCGACUCUCCGGCGUCGACGGGCAAGAUCCUUAAUAUCAUGCGCAACGACGUUUACGAAGUAUCGCAGCGGUUCUGGGAAUUCCAGUAUAUUUUCACCAAGCCAAUGAACCUUGUCUUGUCUGUUGUGCUCAUCUGGAACAUUCUCGGGCCAGCCUCGCUCUCUGGAAUCAUUGUCCUUCUUGUCGGCAUGGGCAUCAAUGCCUUCUUCAUGCGACUUCUGCUCCGCAUCGAGCGAGUACGUCGGACAGUCACUGACUCGAAGCUGCAACGUAUCAGCCAGUUCGUCGAAUCUAUUCGCCACCUGAGAUGGUACGACUGGCAGGACUCGUGGCUUGCCCAGAUCAUGGAAAGCCGCCGAGCUGAACUAACGAAGCGCAUCAUGAGCAACAUCAUCUCGGAUCUUAUAAAAACCGUCAACUCAAUGACAGCUUACAUGGUCCCGGUAGCAGGAUUCAUGGCUUACACGCUCAUCUCCAACAGACCCAUGACCGUCGAUAUUGCUUUCCCGGCGCUCGAACUGUUCACUACUUUGCAGAACGCACUACGAGAACUGCCAGAUCUGAUCACGGUAUUGCUGAAUGCACGAGUCGCCAUGCAGCGCAUCGAGAAAUUCAUGCUCGAGCCCGAGAAGGAGAUUUCUCUUGAUGAUAACAGGGACGCUGAGCAAGACCUAGCCAGGCCGCCUGGUCCUCUCGAGAUUGAGAUUAGGGACGCCUCCUUCUCCUGGCCGGCAUCUACUAAGAAGGUUCUCAGGCACGUUUCGAUGGUGUGCAGGCCCGGAUUGACCGUUGUUUGCGGCAAGGUUGGCAUCGGGAAGACGGCUCUGUUGUCGGCAAUUCUGGGCGAGCUCGACUUGCUCCAUGGGGAGACUAUCGUGCCGCGCGAAAUGAUAGGAUACUGCGCCCAGACGCCUUGGCUGGAGAGCAUGAGCAUCCGUGAGAACAUUCUCUUUUCUUCUAUCUACGACAAGGCUCGCUUUGAGAGUGUCAUUGACGCCUGCUGCCUCCGCGCCGACUUCGAAACAUUCCGCUCCAAGGAUCUCACCUUGAUUGGUGAAAAUGGCGUCGGCCUCUCUGGCGGACAACGCGCCCGCGUCUCUCUGGCGAGGGCCAUAUACAGCAAUUCUCGCAUCCUGCUAUUAGACGAUCCCAUCGCGGCCUUGGACCACCACACAGCUACCAGCAUCAUGAAGAACCUCUUUGGGGACAAAAGGUCGUCGCUUACCGAGGGCCGCCUUGUCAUUUUUGUGACGCAUCGGGUUGACAUCGUCAAGCAAUACGCGUACCAGGUUCUCGAAGUCACCACUGGCGGCCGGGUAACAUCCUUUGAUAGAGAAAUCGUGGAGCCUGAUGGUCUCGAGGCCAACCUUGCGGCUGCUGCCGAGCAGGUUGAGGGCGAAGAAGAAGAUACAAAACCGGCAGAAAAGUUCAUCGAGGAGGAGCACCGGGCCCAUGGCGGUGUCUUGAUUUCGGUUUACUGGGAGUACGUCAAGGCCGCAGGACUUGUAUGGUGGGUUGGCCUGAUUUCUGCCUACGUUUUCUUCCGCGCGGCCAAGGUGGGAUAUUUCUGGUUCCUCAAGGAAUGGGGUGAGCAGUACGGCAGCUCCCCGGCAGCGGCCCGCAGUGUCAGUACCUAUGUUCUCGGCUUUGGUGGAGUCGUGCAAGAUGACCUGGAUGCUACAGCGUCGCAACUCGCCUUUGGGUUUUCUCCUAGGACGCUCCACGGGCCCGCCGCUAAUGCCUCGAAGAGCUGGACGGACCUCGGUAGCUACCUGCCGCCUCCUGACGAAAAUGUCCGUCCGUGGCUAUUCUGGUUCUUUGUCGUCUCGUUGGCUCAGGUGGUUGCACUGAGUCUCGCAGAUGCUGCGCUCAUCGUGAUUGUGUACCGUGCAGGCAAGACGCUGUUCGAGCAGGUGGUGCGCCGUGUCAGCAACGCGACGUUCCGCUUCUACGACGUGACGCCGGUCGGUCGGCUUAUGAACCGGAUGACGUCGGAUAUGGGCACUGUUGACGGGGCCAUCGCGGGCCAGUUGGUCGGAGUGGCGUGGUACGUCCUCGGCUGGAUCACGUCAGUCAUCGUGAUAGCUUCGACCACGCCCGUGUUCCUCAUGCUGAGCGUCAUUAUGACAACGCUCUUUGUCGUCAUAUUCUUCCGCUUUCUGCCUACGUCGCAAUCGCUACGCCGUCUUGAGACGGUCUCGCUGUCGCCGCUCAUGUCUAAUUUCGGCACACUUGUCGAGGGCCUGACCACAGUGCGGGCUUAUCACGCCGAGCCUCACUUUCAGGCGCGAAUCGUGGCCACCACCGACAAGUUCCAGAAAAUGGAUCACAUGUACUGGGCCAUGCAAAUGUGGUUGCAGUUCCGGUUCGACUUGCUAUCGGCACUGACCUCUUUCACUCUAACAGUCACCGCAGUGCUAGCAGGUUUGUCCGGUGGCUCGGUCGGAUUUGUGCUGGCGGCCGCCUCGAACUUUGUCAUAUGCACGCACAUGCUGUGCCGCCGUUAUGGUGAUAUGCAGAUGCAGUUUGUUAGCGUGGAGCGUAUUAUCGAGCUGCUACACCUUGAGCAGGAGCCGGUCGGUACUGUAAAGCCUCCAGCUGCCUGGCCCGGCUACGGCGAUGCUAUCGUGUUCGACCACGUCACGCUGCGCUACGCACCCCACCUGGACCCGGUCCUCGACGACGUCAGCAUUAAAAUCCCGGGCGGCUCUAAUGUUGCUGUAACCGGCCGCACAGGUUCCGGCAAGAGCACCCUUGCCUUGAGCCUUCUCGGCACACUGCAUCCGGACGCGAACACGGGCGGCGCCAUCCACAUCGGGGCUAUCAACCUCGCUGAUGUCGAUAAGCAUGUGCUUCGGCGUAAUAUCACCUUCGUCGCCCAGGAUCCCGUGUUGUUCCCGGGCACGCUGCGCGACAACCUGGACCCUCUGGGCGAGCACGAGGAGGCGGAUCGCGCGAGCGUGCUUGACCGCGUUCUCCACGGUCACUCCUUCACCCUGGACAGCCCCGUCGACUCAGGCGGGCACAAUCUGAGCCAAGGGCAGCGCCAGCUGAUCGGGCUCGGUCGCGCCAUCCUGCGCCGCAGCCCCGUCAUCAUCAUGGACGAGGCCACGGCGUCUAUCGACGCACAGACGGCCGACGAGAUACAGCGCCUGUUGCGCGAGGAGCUGCGUUACAGCACCGUCAUCACCAUUGCUCACAAGGCGGAAGCCGUCAGGGACGCCGACUUUGAGGUUGUGCUGGAAAAGGGGAAGGUCCUCAGGGCCGGGCCGAGAAAAGUAACUUCAUCUGCAUCAUGAGUUUAUGGUAACGGCCAAUCUGGAUCAUGAGGUUUGGUUCUGGCGUUUUCUUUUCGGAUACAUGUGUGCGUUUUUUUUGAGAAAAAAGGUGCAACGCGAUAUGAAAGUUUAUUUCCCUUUUUCUGCCUUUUUCAUGGGAGCAAGGACAGACAUAGUUAUUAACAUGGCUAUAUAAUAAUAUAAAUAACUUAAUUAGGGUUGUUUACAUCAAUACGUGCCCAUACUUGAGCGUCUGUGAGGAUUCUCCGCUCUGAGCCUCGUGUAAGACGUGGCCGACAACAUGUGGGAGAUAUGGG